AUGUUUUCAAGCAUCAAUUUGCAGGGUUGUCUGUCAAUCGCUGAAAUGGUGCACUCCGAAGAGGAAAGCGUCGGCCAAGUCUGCCAUACUCCGUGGCUUGAGACCUUCCACGACGGUCUGAGCUACGGUGAAUCCCCACCAAAGAGCAUGCCACUCUUGCUCUCCGAGUUCACCGAGAAUAAGGACGAGUUUGAAGACAUCGAUAGCUUCAAGAAGAAUUCGCUGGCUCUCGAAGACAGCUGGAAGUUGCCAGUCGACAACGAAAAGGACUGGGAAAGCCACCCAGAGUAUCCCAUGGGUCUCUGGGUUGGUUGGUUCAUCCCCAAAAACAUCCAUUCGAUCUCCAAAUAUGGUCACAGAUACUCCAGGUAUGGAGGACCUCUAUGCGUGGAUACUUUCACCGCACCCCCCAUCAACAAUGCCAUCAUCCAAAAGGCUUUCAAGGUCGUCUACAGAUUGGGCAGUGACUUCACUCUAGAGCUGUACGCGCUCUACUCCCCCAACGCGGAUGGCCUCUGCAAGGCCAAGCUUGUUCCUGGCGGCGCAGCAAAUGUAUUUUUCUUCAAAGAGUGGAGAGAUGACACCGUUUGCGGCCGCUACAAUCGAAUAGCAACCUGGAUGAACAAGGCCGAGGCAGGAGCGCGGAAGGCCAGCUUGGCGAGAAGAACGGCGCUGGAACCGUCGUCAUGGUAUUCACGCAAUUUGACUGGAUCUGACAAGCAUGAUGACAUCGGAAGCAGAAAGGAAGAAUCAGCACCCAUUGUUGGGUUACUUCCGCCGUCAACGUUGCAUCAAGCACCAGAGAAAUCUAGAGGCGAGCUCGUCCGCCAGGAUUCUUACUCGUCAAGCGACGGCUGGUUACCAGAUGAAUCUGACAUGAACAAUGAUUCUUCUGACAGCGAACCUCCGACCGCGAUAAGACAUUACAGAAAGAAGAGCAACUCGACCAGAGAUUACUCUACACCCAACACCAGGUACUCGCGCAGGCACUCAUACGAGUCUGUGCAGGGAUAUUCCCAUUCACAUUCAAAGACUUCACCUGCUCUACCCAGAAGGCUGACCAGGAGUCAGAGAGUUCACCGAGAAUCGCGAGGAAGCCCUCAAAGCAGACAUGCGAGCCGGCGCAGCCCUCAAGCGCUUUCUUGGCGUGGCUUGGACGACGAUGCUCUAAGCCCUCCAAUCCGCCAGCCCAAUCUGGGUCAUCUUCAGAGAGACUCUUCAAUUACCCACAACUCAAGCCCGCAAAAGAGGAAGAAAACACGAACCAACCCAUAUGGGAGAUCUCAGACUGAGCCACCCCGAAAGCAACAUAGACCUGGACAGGCCCGCCAGACACUCCUGGACCGGUCAGAUAGCCUGCAGUCGGAGAUUACUUUUUUAGCCAAGGACGAAGUUGUUGAGAAUAGCGACGAUGAAGUUCAAUUCGUCAAGGAGGUUCCAGCCAAGAGGGACCAGAAGAAGUUCGGUGACACUGAAGUAGCGAAUCGGACCAAUGCCCUGAGCGACAGCAAGAGCGUUCGCUUUGUCGAGGAAUUCAUCUCAGCGGGAAAGUUGACGCUGUUUGCUCGCCUCCCGGAUGCCUUCUCGCGUUGUAUCAUGCUCGAGACAUUUCGGAAGCAUUUGACAUCUACGUAA
Molecule: messenger RNA, 1635 nt
Organism: Colletotrichum phormii
Lineage: Eukaryota; Fungi; Ascomycota; Sordariomycetes; Glomerellales; Glomerellaceae
Exons: 1
Coding region: 1-1635 (544 amino acids)
Source: RefSeq, a predicted model, not a curated record